This is a messenger RNA of Xiphophorus hellerii (green swordtail), 3177 nucleotides long. RefSeq names its product plasminogen activator inhibitor 1 RNA-binding protein-like. The coding region runs from base 127 to 1380 and encodes 417 amino acids. The record is from RefSeq and is a predicted model, not a curated record. The transcript is spliced from 9 exons. Gene Ontology annotation, cellular component: nucleus; cytoplasm. Gene Ontology annotation, molecular function: mRNA 3'-UTR binding. NCBI's taxonomy places the organism in Eukaryota, Metazoa, Chordata, Actinopteri, Cyprinodontiformes, Poeciliidae.
GUCCCGGAUGAUGCUCGCACCGGAAGAGAAGGGGGCAGCUCUCAGCCAUCUUGUGGCAGCAUCCAGCGAGUCGGUCGCAUCAAGCCUCGUAGAAUCGGAGGUGAAUCCCGUAGAAGGGGCGCCAUCAUGCCCGGACACUUGCAAGAAGGCUUCGGCUGCGUCGUAACCAACAGGUUCGACCAGCUAUUGGACGACGAAUCCGACCCGUUCGAGGUCCUGAAAGCGGCGGAAAACAAGAAGAAGGAGGGGGCCGCUGCUGGGUCCACGAAAACCGCGGCUCAAGCCGCCAAGCAGCCGAAGAAGGAGUCCCAGAAGGACAGGAAAAACCCUCUGCUGGACAAAAAGGAAGAGUCUCAGGCGCCGGUUCCUCUGAAGAAAGAAGGAAUCAGGCGGGUGGGCAGAAGACCGGACCAGCAGGGUCAGUCCGGACCCCAGCAUCAGGGCGGGCAGGGCGAAGGUCGACCCGCGGAUAAGAGGCCGGACCGGAGACCUCCCCGGGAGCGGCGCUUCGAGAAGCCCGCCGAGGACAAGCCGGAGGGAGGCGCAGACUUCCCUGUAGACAAGCCUUCUGGAGACAGGCCUCCCAGGGGUCGCGGCGGCGGCCGGGGGGGGCGAGGCGGACGAGGACGCGGCAUGGGCCGCGGCGAGGGCUUCGACUCGCGUGGGAAACGGGAAUUCGACAGACACAGCACCAACGACAAAUCUUCAAAAACCGAGGAGAAGCGCGGCGGCUCCGGCUCGCACAACUGGGGCACGGUGAAGGAUGAAGUGAGAAGUACGCUGGGAGAGUUGACAAAGUGCUUCGCUUUCAGUGAGGCCGAACAGACCGCCGCCCCAGAGCCGACUCCGGAGGGAGAGGAAAACGCGCCCGCCGGCUCCGAGAACAAAGAGAACGAGGUGGAAGAGGUGAAACAGGAAGGCCCCAAAGAGAUGACGCUGGACGAGUGGAAGGCCAUGCAGGACAAGGAGCGCACCAAGGUGGAGUUCAACAUCCGCAAGCCCAACGAGGGAGCCGACAGCCAGUGGAAGAAGGGAUACGUGCUGCACAAGUCCAAGAGCGAAGACAGGCCUGUUGGUGCUUUGAUCGACGCGUCGGAACCAGAAGCAGAACCUCAUGCUCUAUUCAACAAGCAGGGCGCCGCCGACGAGUCCUCCGACCACCAUUUCCGCAAACCAGCCAACGACAUCACAUCCCAGCUGGAGAUCAACUUCGGAGACCUGGGGCGCCCCGGGCGCGGGCGUGGCGGCGCCCGCGGGGGCAGAGGGGGCCGCGGCGGGGGAGGCAGCCGGACGGCACGCGGGGGAGGACGUUCCGAAAAGGCCAGCGGAGCGUCAGUCCCCAACGUGGACGAUCCCGAGGCCUUCCCGGCCCUGGCCUGAAGACGGCGUCUUUUCCUCCACCAGCCCACCCAUCUGCCCUUCCGGGGGCCCCUCCUCUACGAGGCUUGCAUGCUUACCACAUCUUCAAGUAUAUAAGGAUAAAAAAAAAAAAAACAGUAAAAAAAAUCAAAUAAAACAAAACCAAAAAAAAAGGCAGACUGACAUCCCACACCAGAGGACUCGAGUUUUAUCGGUUUUAAAGAAAAGACAAAAAAAACAACAACCAGAUGGAAAAAGGACCUCUUGUUACACUGAAGUUUUGUAUUUAGGAACAUGAAAGCAGGGAUGUUUUUAUUUUUCCCCCCCUCUCAGAGAUCAUGCAUACUUCAUUAAUAUUUUUGUGCUGCUUGAAUUCCUGCAUUUCAAUUCUGCAGUUUGGUUGAAGUGUGAACAUUGCUUUCCUUUCAAAAGCUUUUUUUUUUUUUCUUUGUUUCUUUCUUUUUGCCUCCCCACCUAAUGACUUCAGCACAGUAUUAGGUCAUCUGUAGAAAAGACUUUCUACUGGCGUUCCCCUCUGACCCCCCCAGUAAUACACACUGAUGUGGUAGUGCUACACUACAUAAGAAACGUGUGCUAGAUGUCUGAAGUACAGCUUAACUUAGGUUUUAAAGUGUAAAUAGUGGCCUCCUGACUACCCAUCGCCUCGCCAGGCACAAAUCCAAGAUGGGGGAACCAGCAAAGUGACUUCAUACGACAGCUUGGUAUUUUUCUGCUUCUUGUGCAGUGAAGGUCAACGCCUCUUUUCUUCUUCUUCUUCUUUUUAAUAGUGGACCAGUGGUUAGUAAUGUUUGUAUCCCCUGAUCCAGAUGUGCUACCUGUGUUUUCAGGGCCCAAUGUAUUUUAAGGCUGGUCCUCCUAGGUCAUACGGACUGUACAAAUUUGUACCUUCAGGACCACUAAGCAAAUGUUUUUGUUUAUUUUGUGGUGUGUGUGUGUGUGUGUGUGUGAGACAGAAUGUGAGAGUUUUGACAGCUAUUUACGUAGAAUUUGAAGUAUUCCUCUGCUCUGAACUUUGCCAUUCUUUUACAGAAAGACGGGAAGUUCUCGCCUGAAAUAGUGAGAAGUGAUUAAGACGUAGAUGGACCACGGACAUAUCUUCAGAGCUCGAAGCACUUGUUUUUUUGUUUGUUUUUCUUUAAAUCACCAACUGUCCUUUGAAGUUUUAUUUUUUUGCAGUUGAAAGUCCUUUUGUUUUUCUUUAUCAACAAGUGCGGACUCAUCGUUGCGUUGUGUUCAAGAAACGUCAGCCGUCAUUGUGGAACAAUCAUCGGGCCACAGAAUGUAAUGUAAGCUAAUGGUGCCUUCAGCCGCCUGUGUCGGUGUUGACAGCGAGCUUUUUUUUUUUUUUUUUUUUUUUUUUUUUUUUUUUUUUUUAAUUACACCCCCAUGGUCUUAAAGACACAGGGGCUAUUCGAGCCUGCAAAUUUUGUACCAUGAGCGCAGUCUGGCCAGGUCGCAGUGAUUCCGUGUGCGCUUUUUUUUUCUUUUUUUCCCCCCCUAGCCUCUCCAACCGUGACAUCUGCCGCGCACUUCCAGAGCGUUGUGCUAAGACCGCAGGAGGGUUAACGAAAAUCAGCAUACUUAGAAUUCGGUUCGAGGUCAGCGCGGGAGAGAUGGAAGGCGUCGGAAACACGGGGGGGAAGUUAAAGCUUUACAUUUUGUGCUCUAUAAAGGCUCACUGGCGUUGCGCCAAUACAGACGGCUGGAGCAGAUUUCUCAUUUGACUGUUUGAGCCACAUGACUAUGAAACUUUCUCUAUAAACAUCCCUGUUCCAAUAAAGUGCUCUAGAGGUGUGA